AUGGCGCAAAUAACCAUCUCCGCGGUAGCUAUAGCGGCAGCGGUACUUAUACUAGUGCCGGUGUUCACUUUCACUAGAGGAACAGUAGAAGCAGCUGAUCCGAUCGGGAUGCCCAACUGCGUCAUCUCCUGCGGCGACGUGGAGGUGCCGUACCCGUUCGGCAUUGGCGCGAACACCAGCUGCUACCUGCCAGGCUUCAACCUCACCUGCGACAACACUACCGGCUCAAGCCCACGGCUGCUGCUGGACGCCGACGGCACUAUUCAAGUCCUCGGCAUCAUGAACCUCGAUUCGGGGGGCUACAUGUACGUCCAACGCAAUGGUGACGUUAAAAUCAAAGUCGAUGCCAAUGGCAAUGGCAACGGCACGUUCAGCCAAGGCCUUAAGCACGACGGACCAUACAUGUUGCUAACCGUGUUGCUGCCCUUUAGGAGCGAGCUCAUCUUGAUGGGCUGCAACGUGCAGGCGACGGUGAAGAGUGGCAACGCCACCGUGGCCAGCUGCACCUCGCUUUGUGAUGACACAGCAGACUAUGAAACCAGCGUGAUCGACCGAUGCUCUGGCGGCAGCACAGGCUGCUGCCGUGCGAACAUCAUCAAGCCGGGCUACGACGACGACGGACGUGGCGAAGUAUACAGCAGCAGUAGCACCGCAUAUGACGUGCAGCUCAGACGGUUGGGUGGUUGGAACCGUAGCGCGGACCGGGACCGAUUCCCGGUGCGUGUGUUUAUCGCCGAACGUGGGUGGUUCGACAAUACCUCCGUCUCAAACGACCUCCUGCAGACUGGCCGACCCCCAUCAAAGGAGACAUUGAAAGUUCCCGUUUGGCUGUCGUGGGAGGUUGUUGACCAUCCUAACAGGAGCAGUGUCUGCAAGAGCAACCACAGCCAACGCGGAAAUGGCCGAAAAAGAGGAGGCUAUGCAUGUGCCUGCAAAAAUGGUUACGAAGGCAAUCCUUACCUCACAGACGGGUGCAAAGAUAUCGAUGAGUGCGAGUGGUCACCAGCACUCACUGGAUGCUAUGGUGAAUGCAUCAACACGGAAGGAUCCUUCAUGUGUGGGUGCCCGCCAGGAACCACCGGCAACUUCACCAUACCCGGUGGGUGCAUCAACACGGAAGAUAUUUGCAGGACAUCCUGCGGGGAUGUGGAGGUGCCAUACCCGUUUGGUAUUGGCUCGUCCAAGUGCUACUGGCCAGGGUUCCGCCUCGAGUGUUACACGGGCUAUCAACCCCCGCGUUUGUUACUCAGUAAUGGUCGGUUCCAGGUCGUCGGUAUCUCCCUUCACAACUCCACGAUGCGUGUUAUCCGGAUCGACAACCUUAGGCCCUACACAACGUUACCAACUUCAAUGGCCACUGAUUUAGGGGAGGAAUUCCCUUACUUUCCCGAUGAUGAAGAGGUGCCCUACUCGCUCUCCACGAGCAAUGAGCUUGUCGUCACGGGGUGCAACGCGCAUGCGACGUUGGUGGGGCACAACAACCCAGCCAUUAUCAGUGGCUGCGCCACCUUCUGCUACUACAACGACACCGGUGGAGUUUGGGGCGAGGGGUCGUCAACAAAUGGCAUCCACGGGGAAAACGACGGCGACAAGUACUGCUAUGGCAAAGGGUGCUGCAAGGCGCGCAUCUCCGAGUCCGUGGAUGGGAUGCCAAAGAAAUUGGUCUUCAAAUGGCUGGACGCCACCAGCAACUCUCAAUCGGUCUUCGUGUUCAUCGCAGAGGAGGGAUGGUUUGAUCCGUGGGGUGUCACCGGCAAACUAAUGCGGGGGGGUUAUCGUGCGGAUGCUAUGAAGGUUCCCAUUCUUCUCCGUUGGGAGGUGUUCCUGCCGCAUAGUGGCUCGUCAUCAGCCAACGUGAGCUCACACCCGGACUGCAACGGCGGGGAUUAUCAGGUCACGCCACGCGACCAGAUCUGCAAGAGCAAGCACAGCCAGUGCAAACGUGGGAACAGAGGCUAUACGUGCCAGUGCAACGAGGACGGCGGUUACCACGGCAAUCCAUACCUCGUCGGCGGAUGCAAAGAUGAACGCGCCGAAUACUUAAAAGGUUUAAGCAUCACUAUGGGAGUUGCUAGUGGGGCAGGCCUCAUCCUUGUGGUCCUCAUUGCAUACUUUAUCUCCUACAAAUUUAAGCAUCAAAGGGCACAAAUGUUGAAACGGAAAUAUUUUGAAAAAAACCGCGGGCAAUUGUUGCAACAAUUGGUAUCACAAAGAGCUGAUAUUGCAGAGAAAAUGAUCAUAACUUUGGAAGAGCUAGAGAAGGCAACAAACAAUUUUGAUAAAGCUCGUGAACUUGGUGGUGGUGGGCAUGGUACUGUCUAUAAAGGGAUUUUGUUGGAUCUCCAUGUUGUAGCCAUCAAGAAACCAAAGAUGAUUGUUCAAAGGGAGAUUGAUGAGUUUAUUAAUGAGGUUGCUAUCCUAUCACAAAUCAACCAUAGGAAUGUAGUAAAACUAUAUGGUUGUUGCCUUGAAACAGAAGUGCCACUGUUAGUCUACGAGUUCAUAUCCAAUGGAACUCUUUAUGACCAUCUUCAUGUCGAAGGACCAACAUCAUUGUCAUGGGCUGAUAGGCUACGAAUAGCAACAGAAACUGCAAAAUCACUUGCCCAUCUUCACUCAACAGCUUUAGUACCUAUCAUCCAUAGAGAUGUCAAACCUGCUAACAUACUUUUGGAUGAUACUCUGACAGCAAAGGUAGCAGACUUUGGAGCUUCAAGGUACAUUCCAUUGGACAAAUCAGGGCUAACAACAAAUGUGCAAGGUACACUAGGAUAUCUGGAUCCAAUGUACAUGCACACAUGGCGCCUCACGGAGAAAAGUGAUGUUUAUAGCUUUGGUGUUAUGCUUAUAGAGUUGAUGACUAGAAAGAAGCCAUUUACAUAUAUGGCUCCCGAAGGAAAUGGUCUUGUGGCACAUUUUGCUAUCUUAUUUGCCAGAGGCCAUUUGGUGGAGAUAUUAGAUCCACAAGUUCUGAGCGAGGGUGGCAAUAGAAUUGAUGAAAUCGCUGCAAUUGCGGUAGCAUGUGUAAAAUUAAGAGGGGAGGAAAGGCCAACCAUGAGACAGGUAGAAUUGCGAUUGGAAGUUGCUCAAUCACCUGAGGAAUUCGAGGUGGAUGAGGAUAUUGCAGAAAAUUCUCAAUUAGCACGUGGAGCUGGAUUGACUAGCAGGCAGUAUAGUAUGGAAGAAGAGUAUGUGUUGUCUGCAAGAUAUCCACGGUAG
Triticum turgidum subsp. durum (durum wheat) is the source of this 3219-nucleotide messenger RNA. NCBI's taxonomy places the organism in Eukaryota, Viridiplantae, Streptophyta, Magnoliopsida, Poales, Poaceae. The record is from the annotation of a GenBank genome assembly.